AUGAAUGCGUUGAAGAUGACGUUGCAGCUCAAACCUGGAGGCUUGCUGGUGGGCGGUCCGCCCUGUAGCAGCUGGGUUUGGAUCAACCGAGCCACCAGCAAAAGAUCAAAGGUCCGAAUUCUGGGUGACAGCAGUCGUGAAUACGUCCGCUUGUCGAACCAGAUUACUUGUCGUUGGAUCCUGCUGGGUUUGAUCGCAAUUGCCCGUGGAUGUUCGUGGCUGACCGAGCAACCACGAUCCAGCCUAAUGCCUUUUUUGGCAUACUUCAAGUUUGCAGCCCUCGCCAUUCGACCAUCACCGUGGGAGUCAGUCAGCUUGCCCGGCAUGGAUUCCGAAACUGCAGCGCAAGCUGGGGAAGAGGGACAAGGCACGCAUUGCAAAGGCAAAGGAGAACCGAAAGAAUGCCAUGGUUAUCAAGAGGAACGAGCUGGUGGCAUUGUGACUCCUCCUUUGCAGCCUGGCGUCAAACAACCGCAGCAGCUCAAGGCUGAAUGGCAUGGGGCGCAGCAGGCGCCCUACCGCUGGCGCCAUGCAAUGCUAGCACCCAUCUCUGACUUCCUGAAGCAGGAGCGAGCAACUGGUGCUUACACCCCGUUUGACAGUCUGGGUAUCAUGGCUGAUGUGGCACGUCGUGCGCUGGAAGCAGCGGCGCUCCGUGCACAAAGGUUGUCAACACAGCUUGCUGCCAAGCCGGUGCCGCCUGGUCCAGAAGCACGUGUGAUGCCACGGCCUGCAGAAGGAGAAUCUGACAGCCAAGCCACCACAGUCCCAGCAUCAGACUCUCAGUUGGAGCAUGCUUUGGAAACCUCAUGCCAUACGCCCCCAUCCAAGAUCCGCAGGGUUUUCACUGCUGAGCCAGAUGCAGUGGACCCCAGCUCUAAAGAAAAGGUAUCAGUGCCCAAACCCAGCAGGAAAGUUCGCAAAGCUGAAAAAAAAGCAAAGAAACUCAGAGAGAAGGAAGCCCAGGGCAGCAUGAACGGGAAAGCAGAACAACAUGACAACCUGACUGGGCACAACCAGGGAGGUGGUGAAGGGGUCCCAAGCCAGGCCUCGGCCCUACCAUCGCAGUGCAAGGUUGAGGUUGGAGGUGACAGACUGCCCAGUGUUGCAACACAAUACUACAGCCCUUCCGCCCAUGCAGCACCUUCUACCAGCCCACCAGUGGCAGCACCUUCUACCAGCCCACCAGCGCCAGCAGCCCCAAAGCCCACUGCUGCCAAAUCAGCACCAUGCAAGAGAGCUACUGAUGCAGUGAAGCAGCAGCAAGCUGACGAAGCACCCGACACACCUGGGCCUCCUACCGCGACCAGGCAACACCAGCAGGCAAACGCUGAACAUGAAAACUUGAGGCGACCAGAAACACAUCAGCAACUGCCAACAUCGCCGUUACCGCCAGCUCCGGCUGCCACACCAGCUGCCCAACCAGGUGCCCAGCCAGCUGGAACACCAGCUGCCACACCAGCUGCCACACCAGCUGCCACACCAGCUGCCACACCAGCUGACACACCAGCUGCCCCGCAAGGGAAUGGGGAUGGUAACACACAACCUGGUGCUGUGGAGGCUGUGGUUCCAAAAAGACGUCGAGAAAAAACGCCGCAAGAAAAGGCAAACCAUGCCCGAUUUAUGCGCUUCUCCCGGCACAUCAUGAGCUCUUCGAAGCUCCAGGUUUUGAUGGAAGAGUGGAUGUCAUCAAAGGGAAACUGGAAGGAAUCGAAACUGUACCAACACAUGACUUUGAAGAAGAUGGAGCGCACCCACGGAGCCAGGGUGUGGCUCACCCGUUCGCAGUUGGUGAAAAAGUAUGAUUCAGAGGAAAUCGCAGAUGACAUCUGCAACACAAAGUUAACGGACGCUGAGUUGUACGAAAGUCAUACGAAGCCACACCCAGAUUGCCCGCAGAACGAGGCAAUGCGGCUUUACUUGGUCUGGGACUCCGAGGGAAUCUCGGAGUCCUCAGACAAGGUGCUGGAAGAGAUUUUCGAAUCGGUGGAUGCUGACAGCGACAGCGAGGAGGUGGGAAACAGAGGGCGUUCUGACAAAAAGGACAAGAAGAGGGGCAAGAAACGCUCAAAGUCAAGUGGUGGGUCUUCCGCCGUCAGCGAAAAGAAGAAAAGCAAGAAGAAAUCUAAGGGCAAGAAGGCGAAGAAAGAAACGAAGGAAAAGAAGGAGAAACGCUUGCAGAAAGAACAGGAGAAGCGUGACAAGGACAAAGUCAGAGAGCAGGAGAAGGCAGAAAAGGAACUGCUGGGAAAAGCCAAGAAGGCUAUGAGCCGAGUCAACGACAAGAUCUCUCAUGCCUGCAAGAAGGAAAAGAUGGUUGCCCAAAUGCUGGGGGCCUCGGCGCCUCAGGCGUUGCGAGCAGCGAUUGAGGGCGAGCUGGUGCAUUUCAAGAAGAAGUUGCUCAAGAUCCGUGAUGACCUCCAAGAUCAAAUUGACAAUCUUGACGGAUCCAGCGUUGGCAAGGAGAUGAAGGCUUUGAAAGCUCACGCCCAUGAUUCAGAUGGCCACAUCGUGCAUGGUAUGACCAAGAAACUGGGUAGAAUGUCUGGCCGGAACAAUUCCAGGGAUUGGUGGAGAAACUUCAAAGAUGGGCCAGCAAUUGAACGCAUCAAACUUCCAGUGAAGCACAUGGAUCUAGAAGAUGGCCUUGAAAAGUUCAGGAUUGAAGAAUGGCCAAUAAUGGAUCCACACUCCAUUGCGCACUUCCUCUUUGAAUACGCUGGAUUGAGAAUUCCAUCAUCAUGUUUGAGGGAAUAUUGGGAGCACAACUCCAAGUACGGCGAGCCUUGGGCACAAGGUGUGCCUGUUGAUGCGGUCCCUUUGGGCAUCUACGGGGAUGCAGCCAGGGUGAACACCAAGUUUGACACCACCAACUGCAUUGGCAUUUACUUCAACAUUCCGCUUUGGAAACCCAAGACUGUCAGGGCUUCCCGGUUCUUGGUGACGGUCAUUCCUGAGGAGAAAUGCUGGCGUCAUCAUACCAUCCAAGUCCUUUUACGAAGGGUGACAUGGUCCCUAAACUGCCUGUGUGAUGGCUGUCACCCUGAUCAGGGGCCAUAUGGUGAGCAGUUGCCGAAGCACCUGCAAGAUCUAGCAGGACAACCUUUUAAAUUCAGGUGUGCCAUAACCGAGAUCCGUGGGGACUGGCAAUGGCACAAAAGAACUUUCCGCUUUCACAACUGCUCUUGGAAUGGAAUCAAGAUUUGCUAUUGGUGCAGAGCUUUGUCCCAAUCAGAUGAUCCAGCUGACCUUUAUUGGUCAUUCGAUUCUAGCAACUGGAAUGACCAGCUGUUUACCCGUGACGAAUUCUUGGCGGAACGAAUGCCUCCUUCAGGGGUGUGUCCUCUCGUUGGACUUCGCAACUUUCACCCAAGUAUGAUUCGCUGGUGCCUGAUGCACGUGGUUCAUCUGGGGCUCCUCUUUGUUUGCAAUGGAUCGGGCAUGAAUUUGUUACUUCGAUGCGGCUGGUUUGGCCAUGACGAGGUUUCAGUUUCAGUGAAACUGGCAAGGGGAUAUGCGAAGUUCAAGCAGUGGUGUUCUGCAAACAAAAUCGAAUGCUCCCAGCCACCUUUCACAGAAAAAAUGUUGCUCAAGAAGAACUCGGACAUCCUUUUCACUGCGAAAGCCUACAAUGGCCGUGUGGUCUUGGAAUGGCUGACCCAUGAGGUCUACAUGGCAAGUACUUGUGAGGGCUUGCCACAAUGCGAUGGGCGAUUUCAUUUGAUUGCAGCUGCUUUGAAGCUCUGGCUGGCAAUCUCUGAAUGUGGAGUGUUUACAUGCAUGGGCUCUUUAUGA
Messenger RNA from Cladocopium goreaui, 3795 nucleotides. NCBI's taxonomy places the organism in Eukaryota, Dinophyceae, Suessiales, Symbiodiniaceae. The record is from the annotation of a GenBank genome assembly.